CCUCACCGUUUGUUCUUAGUCUACAAACCCCUGUACAGGAGUGAAUCUCUCUCCUUCCUCCUCUUCCCCCUCCUCUGAAUUUCUCUGAGAAAUAACUGUGGAUAAUUAGUAUAUAAUUGGUUCAUCAUCUCAUCUGCUUGGAUUAUAGCUCGUUUUUAUAAUAUAUAACACCAAUUGUUUUUGUUUUCUUCCAAAUAUCCUCCUUAGUUAUAUUGUCCAGUGCACAACCAAUCUGAACCACUACUGCUUCAUAUUACAUUCCUGCUGGAAGAAGCAUCAUGACGGCUAUUACAUAUCUCGAUCGCUACAGAAAUCUAGUUCACACUGAACAGAAAAAGAACCUGCUGAUUGAGGAACUCCUGCAGCGGGUGGCGCAGCUUGAGGAUGCAAACGAACAACAGAAGCUUGAUCAUGAGCGUGAGAAGCUCUUCAAUCGAGAUAUUCAGCUAAGUGAAAUGGAAUUGAUGGGCCAGGUUUCACGGUUCCAACUUCUAAUGAACCGCCAACCCUACAUAAUUGGUCUUCUUGACGGAUCUAGCUUCAUAUUCCAGGACGAAUACCUCAAGAAAGGCGCACAGGGGGGAAAACUCGCGGCGGAGAAAUUACACGACGAGCUUGAGGGUUAUGUCGCAAAUCAACUCCCCACCGUCAAGGACCUUAAUAUUUUGAUAAGGAUGUACAUUAAUGUGAGAGGACUGAGCGAGACUUGCAUCCGGGGCGGCAUCACAAUAGAUUCAUCAUUGCUGGAGGGAUUCAUUCGCGGGUUCAAUAGUUGCUAUGCUUCCAUGGACAUCGUGGAUACUGGCGCUUUUGCGCUCAACCUCUAUAAUUGUCACUGCCAUCAGAUCUUGCUGGGCUGUGCAGAUGAGGAUUCCUUCAUCCAAGUCCUUGGAGACAAUCUUAAAGACAGGGAAUUAAUGGGACGGGUCACUCUGUUCGAAGCAUUGCCCUUCGAAGGGAACCUUGAUGUCAUCAAGUCAUCUUUCAGAACUAUGCGCUGCACGGACGUUUUUCGCGAUUCAAAGAUCUUCCCCAUAUGGUCUCCCUGGAAAGCUGCUGUGGCCACACAGCCCCGCACGGAGCUCACUCCAUCGCCCAUGCCAGAGCCAAAACAAUCCCCGCGGUCCGUGAACAAUGCAUCUACCAACCCCAGUACAUCGAUAUCACUUGCCUCCUCCAGACCGUCCAGCCCAGAAGGGGGAUUCCAGGUAGUCCGCUCCAAAGCAGCCAAGCCCACACGGCCCAAGGUGAUCGAACGCAACAAGUACGGCCAACGGGUGGACAAGCUUAACCUGAAGAAUAUCAACCAACAAGACUUGAGUCGCCUCAAGAAGCUGAAGUUGUGUAACUUCUAUUAUCUACUGGGCGAGUGUCCCGCGGAUGACUGCCAGCAUGAACACUCGCGCAGACUGACCAAAAGCGAACUUGUAAUCCUGGCAGCCAUUGCCCGCAUGAUACCUUGUCGUUAUGGGCUGGAGUGCGACGACCCCGAUUGUUUGUACGAACAUCGAUGCCCUCAUAGUGAACUCGGCCAGAAAGAGUGUCACUGGGGCUCAAAUUGUCGGUUCGAGCCAGCUGCGCAUGGCAUUGAUACCAUGAUCGUGAAGGUGACUAAGAUCUUGGGCCUGCCCACAAAAAAGUUCAUUUGAAAAAGUCGUUACCUUUCCUUUUUUUUUUUCUCUCUUUGUACUUCUCUCUGGCCAGUCUGAAGUGC
Aspergillus saccharolyticus JOP 1030-1 is the source of this 1714-nucleotide messenger RNA. Its product is annotated as CCCH zinc finger protein. The transcript has 4 exons. Gene Ontology annotation, molecular function: metal ion binding. Lineage: Eukaryota; Fungi; Ascomycota; Eurotiomycetes; Eurotiales; Aspergillaceae. The record is from RefSeq and is a predicted model, not a curated record. The coding region runs from base 279 to 1649 and encodes 456 amino acids.